GCUAACUUUCUUAUGCAUACAUACAUUUAAUUCCUUUAAUACUAGAAAACUGCUUUAUACAUUUGAUAAUAUUCAUAUAUAUAUAUAUAUCCCACUUAAUUCCCCUCCCCUCUUCCUUCUUUAUUGUUGCUUAAUAUCGCGUCACAAAUAAUGACUUUAGAUGAACACUAUAUUUGUCAAAGAGCUGCCAACGCCAUCAUCUCCGAGAUCGGGCCUUACCGUGUUUCAACUGACGCUUUACAGGCUAUUAACCAAUUUCUCGAUGAAUUUAUAGUCUUGUUAUUAACAUCUUCAUUAUCGCUCGACCUUUCACAAAUCAAAUCUGUCGUAUUUAAUUUGCUACCUUCUACAUUGGGAAAAAACGCUAUUGUAGAAGCUGAGCUAGAAGUAAAGACAUUUACGGAAACCGAGUCAAUUGAUUAUGAACUGUAUGAGCGUAUGCGGAAUUUCAGUGGAAGUGAAUUUCCAUUAAGUGAAGCAUUGCCCUUGUUGAGAGAGAAAUGCUUUGAAUACUGUACUUUAGCAGACAAGGAGGAUCAGCUUUAUUUGCAGAAUUCUAUUCGUCAGAAAAGAAAUGAACUGGACAUGAAUGUGAUCAUUUCACCUAUUGUAGCUAUUUAUGUCACAACAGUCAUGGAGCAUAUUGCAGAAUAUUUAUUGACGGCAGUGGCAAUGUCAGCAGAACAUGAAGAUACAGACUAUGUGCGUGUCAAGGAAGUGUUUCUUGCUUUAGUAGAUGAUGUCCAGCUAGGCAAUGUGUUUGGACGUAUGGAUCUAAAAGACAAAAUGGGGAAACGAGCAGGAUUCUUGAAUAAAUUACCUCAGCAAAACAGAAAGAGUGUUCCAGUUGAUCAACAGAAUCCUGAAACUGGUUCAUUUUUGGACAUCACAUUUGACGACCUUGAUUUGGACUACCUUGAACAAAAUCCCCGCAAGAGCACCAUGUCAGUUCAGUCCAGAGUGCCUGAACAAUCACGACCUCAGUCGAUUAUAUCUAAUUACACAAACAACAAUAGAAAGUCCACUUUUCACUUGUUUAAAAAUAACCGUAACUCGUUCAGUACGGAUGUGCUACCACGUGCUUCUUCGCCCGACCCAAGCACUGUGUAUGACCCAGAUACGCCCAUGAAUCUAAACUUUGAAGAUUUGAUAAAAUCAGGUGGAACUGUCAAAGUAUCAUUGACACCAAACCGCUUAAGAUCCAUUGAGCCCACAUCUCCUUUGUCACGUCAAAAUAGCUCAAGUGUCCAAAAGAAGCAUGAGGAGAUGGAAGUUCCCAAAGUGAAUACUCGUCCUCAAACACCUUCUUCACUUGGCAGAAGUACAUUUACAGUGAAUGAAGCCAACCGAUUUGAAAGUCCUCGUGAAGCACCUAAACCGCCCAUGGCUGCAGAUCCUACGGUUCCUGCCACCAUCCCCUUAGCAGCUCCUAUGACAAGACAUGAUUCUAUCAAGGCCAAGGUUACAGCGCCUUUGCCUAAGCUGCCUUCUACACCAGAAGCCAUGGAUACCAAACCAAGCAGCAUUUCUUCUGUCCAAAGCAAUGGAUCCAUUGUGUCAGAUACUUCUUCAGCACCCAGUAGCACCACUUUGGCUACAACAGCUUCAGUCAAGAGCACCAUCUCUUCUCUAGAGCAGCCACCUUUGCCUAAACCCUCCAAAAAUGCUACUCCUAUCAACACAAACGGAAUGGUCAUUCGCCGUAGUAGUGUAAGUAGUAGAAAGAGUCGAGAAAACUUGCGCAAAUUGAAAGAAGAAGGUGAAAAGCAACAAGCCUUGAUAGAUGAACCUUUGCCUACACCACCUACAGAUAUUCCUCUCUCUCCUGUUCCUCCUUCUAAAAAGGAACGAGAAGAAGUGGUUGAAGAAGAAAAGCAAGUGUUGUCAGAGGAACCUCAACCCAUACCAGAAGAUGCCAAAGAAAGCAAAACACAAGGGCCACCUGAUACUGUUAUGUCUCGUAUAAAAGAGAGCGAUACACUUGAACGUCCUUCGAGUAUGGUAGCCAAGCGUGCAUCUAUGGUUGGCAACAGUCGUCGUCGUUCUUUGCAUGAAAGCUACGCUGCCGAAAAGCACCAAGACAUUUUAGUACGUCAACGUAUGCCUGCGGUCGGCUCAGUCAGUGUCUCUGUCAAACAAUGGGAUGACAUCCUUAAGCCUGGGGAACAACAACCAGAUCUAAUGCCACCUGGUUCUCAUCGUCGCUCAGUACUUAGACAAUUGCGCCAACAGCAAUUGAAAGAACAACAAGAGAUGUUGGAACAACAAGGUCAACUUCCUCCACCUCCUUUGAAUUCUCUUUACCAUAACCCCAAUGCUUCCAACAGCAACACUAUUUUAGACAAAGUACUCAAGUUUGAACGUGCUUCCUCGCUGGACGAUGUGGCACAUCAACGCGUCUCUCAUAUGCCUCGUCGAGAACGCUUUUUGUAUUUGCAGCAGGACCCUUCUGCUAUUGAAAGAAAAUCAGGUGUGUUUACCAGCAGUGGACCCAAAGCAAGAAACUCUGUACUCUUGUCCCGUCCAAAAGGGGUAGAUCAAGGUAUCCAAACAGAUCCUAUUGAUGAUAAAGCCAAACAGAAACGUAAGCAAAAAGAAGAUAACGAUGAUGAAGACGAGCAUGGACUUAUUGAUGGUGACGAAGAAUGGUUUCUUCAAGAUGAUGAAUGGGACGAACAAGAAGAAACAGCCAUUGUAGAAUGGUUAUUAGGCGAGUAAAUACAUGUUGUAAUAAAGGCUUUCAAAGCUUUGUUUCUCAAAUUAAUUGGCCAAUCAAAUCUCAAUACAUCAUUUGUUUUAU
This is a messenger RNA of Gilbertella persicaria, 2800 nucleotides long. RefSeq lists its product as uncharacterized. The transcript is spliced from 5 exons. The record is from RefSeq and is a predicted model, not a curated record. Bases 151 to 2718 code for a protein of 855 amino acids. Gene Ontology annotation, molecular function: protein heterodimerization activity. Lineage: Eukaryota; Fungi; Mucoromycota; Mucoromycetes; Mucorales; Choanephoraceae.